Oncorhynchus masou masou (cherry salmon) is the source of this 2381-nucleotide messenger RNA. RefSeq names its product protein FAM43B-like. The coding region runs from base 109 to 1128 and encodes 339 amino acids. The record is from RefSeq and is a predicted model, not a curated record. Lineage: Eukaryota; Metazoa; Chordata; Actinopteri; Salmoniformes; Salmonidae. The transcript has a single exon.
CUUGGCAGAGCUGCUUCUCUAUUUCUCUCUGCUCUCUCUCUCUAUUUCGCUGACAAAAACACACGCAGGUAGGAGGGCUCACCCCCUCAAACUCUCCCUGCCUGCACCAUGCUGCCCUGGAAAAGAAGUAAGUUUGUUCUGGUGCAGGAUGAGGCCAAGACCAAGCCUAAGGGACUGAUAGCUGGGCUGACCUACCAGUCCAUCCUCUCCUCCCUGAUGCGCUCCUGUCCCGACCUGCUCCCCGACUCGACCACUUUUGACUGGCUGGGCUCCAUCUUCCAGACCAAGAGGCAGAAGGUGGAACUCAACAAGGAGGAGCCCACCUACACCGUACGUUACCUGGGGAGCAUUGUCACCAUCACGGCUAAAGGAGGAGGCUGUACACAGGACCCAGUGGCUAAGAUCUGGCAAAGGAGUAACUACGGAGAGCAUAGCGUCAAGAUGAGAUUAACCGUGGGAGCUCAGGGCAUCCAGAUGGGCACCGACAAGACGGGCAAGAAGAAACCCACCCACCUCUACUCUCUGAACCGGAUCACCUACUGCACAGCUGACCCCUGCCGACCCAAGAUCCUAGCCUGGAUCUACAGACAUCAAGUCAAGAACAAGGCUGUGGUUCUCCGGUGCCAUGCCGUUCUAGUCAGCAAGUCGGAGAAGGCCAGGGCCAUCGCACAUAGUCUUUACCAGACGUCCACCUCAGCCUUCAGUGAGUUCAAGCGGCUGAAGAAGCAGAGUGAUUUCAGGCACUGCCAACAGCAGCUGCUGGGGGAGGACAUGGUGCCGUUGAUGCCCCUGAGGAGGCUGCUCAAUGGGCAGUGCCACUACCGGCCACCUGCCGACAGCCCUGGAGGCCCCAGUACCACUGGUCUCUGCUCCAUCGCAGAGGAGGAAGAAGAGGAGGAGGAGGAGGAAGAGGAGGAAGAGGUGGAGGAUGAAAGGGAGGUGGAGGAAGAGGGGUACGAGGCGGAUGAGGAAACUCUAUCGGACACUGACCUAACUCAUUCAUAUGGGUCAUGUGAGAUGAACCUAGGGGACAUAUUUGACGGACAGGACGAGUGUUAUAUCAACAUCAACAUAAACAUCAGCGACAGCAACAACAACACACUGACAUUUGUCAGCUCUCUAGUGUGAUAGGACAGAACAUGGACAUGGAUAUCAUAUCACAUCAUCACAGAGCCACAUUCCUUCUCUUCUCCUUCACUGCCUGGUCCCUUUCUAUCCCAGGUUAUAUCCUGCUUUAUCACAGUGUGAAGAGGAUACAUUCUGUCUGUCAGGAAAGUUCUUCCCCACUGCUCUUUUGGGUCAAGGAAGAAAGAAAAUGUAUGUUUGGGAAAGGAUUUAUUUUUCCAGGUGGCUCAGACAGACAUUGGCUUGACAAUUUCAGUUGACUAUAGCAAUUUUGUGGGAGUGUUUACAAAGAGGGCUGCGAGAAAGUGAUAAUAGCACAAUGUAAAGGGAAUAAUCUAAGAGACUAUUGAGAGAACUAGCACUGACUGAGCUCCUCAUAAUAUUGCCAUCCCAGGUGUACACAGCACCCUAAACCCAAGGUGUGUUUACUUCUGUUUUCCUUGAUAUUUUGUAAGUACAGUAACAUUAAUGUUUGUUGCCAUGAUGUUCGAUUAGCUUGUACUUUUUUCAGAGGUUAUUUGUAUGAAAAAUAUGUAUACUUUCUACUAAGACAAUCUGUAUUAUGUAAUUUUCCACACUUGACCUUUCUGAGUGCAUGUAACCCUGAGGAGAAGUUUAAUAAAAUGUUACUACAGUAUGUAUAACUCUGCAGAUUUAUGAAUUAGGCUAUAAUUUAGGAAUCAAGCCAUUGAGUUGACAUAUUUAUUGCUGACAUUUGUUAAAGCCUUGUGUAUCAUUUAUGCAUGACAAGUCAGCAGUGAUGUUUCACGCUUACUCUUUUGUCUUUCUUAAUGGGACACAUUUGAUCUCAAAGUUGUUAUGCUAUACAGUAUCUCCACACUGUAAUGCAUUUCUGACCAAGGAGAGAAUGAAGAAAUAUGUCUAGUUUUUGUACAUUUGUUUUUCAUAUGAACAAAACAGAGCUACAUUCCCCUGAAGGUGUACUAGAUUUCUAUCAGCAGGAUUAAGGCUGUAUGUUUGCUUGACUGCCAAAAUGGCAGAGAUACUGAGGACAGAAAGGUCCAUCUGUUCUUUACCGAUGGAUGGACCAGACUGCUAAAUAUUUUGGCUAUUCUUUUAUCAAAUUUCAUAAAGAUAAAACCUUUACUAUUUAACAAAACCAUUGUGAUCGGGGACUACAUGGGAUCUACAUGAGAUUAAGUGAUUUUCAAAAUGUGUUGAAUAAAAUACCCUCACUUUUACCUAGUAAGAUAAGUGAUUUUCAAAAUGUGUUGAAUAAAAUACCCUCACUUUUA